AUGAGUGGCAUAUUGAAGCUAAAUUCAUUUUUAGCUAGGAAAAUUUUCACAGCAGGAAAGGUCAGCCUACCUCUGCCGACUGUUUCGCGAGCGCUGCACAUCCACGUGGACAGAAAGAACGCCAACGUUUCGGAUGCCGUUUCCAAGGUGUAUCCGGUGGUCGAUCACACGUUCGACGCCAUCGUGGUGGGGGCGGGCGGGGCGGGACUGAGGGCGGCCGUCGGCCUAUGCCAGGAGGGCUUCGAGACGGCCGUCAUCACGAAGCUGUUUCCUACUAGGUCGCACACGGUGGCCGCGCAGGGAGGGAUCAACGCUUCGCUAGCCAACAUGGAGGCGGACACGUGGCAAUACCACAUGUACGACACGGUGAAGGGCAGCGAUUGGCUGGGCGACCAGGACGCCAUCCACUACAUGACGCGCGAGGCGCCCAACGCCGUCAUCGAGCUGGAGAACGCCGGCAUGCCCUUCUCCAGAACCACCGACGGCAAGAUAUACCAGAGGGCGUUCGGUGGGCAGUCGCUCAAGUUCGGCAAGGGCGGACAGGCUCACAGGGCGUGCUGCGUGGCAGACAGGACCGGUCACAGCUUGCUGCACACCCUGUACGGCCAGACCUUGCAGUACGACAAUUGCAAGUACUUCGUGGAGUACUUCGCAUUGGAUCUGCUGUACGAGGACGGCGAAUGUCGUGGGGUGAUAGCUUUGUGUUUGGAGGACGGGACUUUGCACAGAUUCCGCGCCAAAAAUACGAUUCUGGCCACUGGCGGCUACGGCAGGGCCUACUUCUCGUGCACGUCGGCGCACACGUGCACCGGCGACGGCUCCGCCAUGGUGUCCAGGAUCGGGCUGGCCCUCGAGGACCAGGAGUUCGUGCAGUUCCACCCGACGGGCAUCUACGGGGCGGGCUGUCUCAUCACGGAGGGGUGCCGCGGGGAGGGCGGGUACCUCAUCAAUUCGGAGGGGGAGCGGUUCAUGGAGCGGUACGCGCCCGUCGCGAAGGAUUUGGCUGGCAGGGAUGUAGUGUGCAGAAGCAUGACGCUGGAGAUUUUGGAAGGUCGAGGUGUGGGGCCAGAAAAAGACCACGUGUACCUGCAGCUGCACCACUUGCCCAUCGAGCAACUCCAGAUGCGGCUGCCCGGAAUCAGUGAAUCGGCGAUGAUCUUCGCUGGCGUGGACGUGUCCAGGGAGCCCAUUCCGGUCAUACCGACCGUGCACUACAACAUGGGCGGCGUGCCGACCAACUACAAAGGACAAGUGUUGAAAACUGUAGAUGGCGUCGACGAAAUCGUCAACGGUUUGUACGCGUGCGGCGAAGUGGCUUGCACUUCGGUGCACGGCGCCAAUCGCUUGGGAGCCAACUCGCUGCUGGACAUCGUCGUUUUCGGCCGCGCCUGCGCCAUCACCAUAGCCGAGGAACACAAACCGGGCGAGUCGAUCGGCAGUCUUAGAGAGAACGCCGGAGAGUCCUCGGUGGCCAACCUAGACUGGUGCAGGUUCGCGCAAGGCGCCACCCCCUCCUCGGUGCUGCGUCUGCAAAUGCAAAAGGUGAUGCAACGCGACGCCGCCGUCUUCCGCACAGCCGACUCUCUGAAGGACGGCGUCCGCAAGAUGACCGACAUCUACGGCAAACUGCACGACCUCAGGGUGAACGACACCAGCCUGAUUUGGAACUCGGAUUUGGUGGAGGCGCUCGAGUUGCAGAAUCUGCUGUUGAACGCGCUGCAAACGGUGGCGGCAGCCGAGAACCGCAAGGAAAGUAGAGGGGCGCACGCCAGAGAGGAUUACAAGGUGCGAGUGGACGAGUACGAUUAUACGAAGCCGCUGGAGGGGCAGCAGAAGAAACCAAUGUCCGAACACUGGAGAAAACACACCUUGACGACGAUCGACGAAAAGACUGGAAAAGUUUCGAUAACCUACCGGCCCGUCAUCGACGAAACUCUCGACGAAAAGGAGGCGGCGACGAUUCCACCAUCGAUCAGGUAUUACUAAGAAUGUUGUUCGAUCGGGUGAUUCGAUGA
This is a messenger RNA of Phaedon cochleariae (mustard beetle), 2015 nucleotides long. NCBI's taxonomy places the organism in Eukaryota, Metazoa, Arthropoda, Insecta, Coleoptera, Chrysomelidae. The record is from the annotation of a GenBank genome assembly.